AUGGAUGAGAAAAUCAGUGCAGAGGAUGUUCUCAUCCACAUGAAACUGAUGAAGAAGAUGCUUGAAGGAGUUGGCAUCGUGGUUCAAGUUGUUCCACUAAAUCUGAAGGAAGAUGACCAAAGCUCUGAACAACCAAGCAACCCUGCGUUGAAGGAAGAUGACCAAGCAAAAAAAGAUCUUUUGGUUCAAGAUCCUGGAGUUGGUAUCGUGAUUGAAGCUGUUCCUGCCUUGGUUGAUCAUCACGUUGGAGCUGGUGAUAAUGCAACAUUGCCCACUGAACACAUGAUGAUCAAUUUUGUCUCAGUCAACCUUGAUCAUCAAGCAAAGGCUUUCCAUGAGCUCUCCUUCCUUCUUGGUGCUGAGCUAGGACUUCAGAUCUUGGAGACUAGUUCCUUUGCUUCAGAGGAUGGGCUUUCCUUGGAUGUCUUCGUUGUGGAUGGUUGGUCUCGAGAGGAAUCACAGAGACUAGAAGACGUACUAAGGGAUGAAAUAAUUAAAUUUGAGAGCAGAAAUAUCCUGGGGCAAUCCGUUUUCUCGAGGAUCUUCUUCGACAGCUACACGCCUAAGUUUUCCAACAGGAAGCCUAAUAAGGCAAGCAUCUUUGAUGCUCCUGUAGAAUCACUGAGGAAGCAUUUAGUUGUUGGCUGCUCAGAGAGGCUCUUCAACAAGCUUUAUGGACGAGCAGAGGAGGACCCAUCUUUUGCUUUGAAGCUCAUCAGAGGUGCUUCUUUCAUCCAGAGGAACAAGGCUCGGCUCAUGAGCAAACUUCUCAAGGACAAGAGUUGUGAGUACACUCACACCAGAGCAUUCAACAAGAAGUUUGCUGCUCUCUCUGUAGCCAAAGCAACAGCUACACUCGCUGUGGCUGCCUUGUUUGGAGUGUUUGCAGUGGGAUCUGGCAUCAUUCCAGCUAUGGAAGAGAAGGAAGACAGAGCUCUACAGUUGCAGGAGGUUAAGGAUAGCUUCAAUGAUAAGUUGGCUGGGUAUUACAAACAAUCUCGCAGCUUCUUUCAAGAAGGUCUCAACAGUAACCUGAAGAAGAUGGACUCCAAGUUGGAAGGUCAAAACAUGAAAUACUCCAAGUUGGAAGAAAGAGUUCGAGUCCUAGAAGAAGCUGGUGCCAAGAAAAGCUCUUGGUUUGGAGAAGUGGAAGAAGGUCACAAAGAUGUAGCGUUAGAAGAUGUAGAGCUGGAUGUUAAGAUGAAAAACUACGAUUGGAGGCAAUCUUCUCGGGAAACAUUCUUACACUGUAGGGUCCAGGAGCUUGAGACCCAGUUGGAUAGAGAGAAAGAUGAAUGCAAGAGGAUUACUUCAAGAACGAAGAAAUUCAUGAAAGAAUAUAGAUAUAACAUGUUUCUAUCUUGGACGACGAGGUGGGACGGGCUCAGUUUGAGAGGCAUCUCAAGGCUACUGGUUGUGUGCUGGAACGAGAUGACAGAGCGUCACGCCUAUAUUGAUAUGGCCAUGGUGAAUGCUCAUCUCGUUUACGGAGGGCAACACACAACCAUCAGCCUUGAGAUGCCUCUCAAACUGAGUCCGUCCCACCUCGUCGUCCAAGAUAGGAACAUCUUUACGAUGCUUGAAAUCCCAAUGGAACGGCAUGUUCCCCGAACUCUGGGAGAAUCAACCGGCAACCCAUGGCCAUUUUUGAGAAUUAUGUGA
This is a messenger RNA of Microthlaspi erraticum, 1662 nucleotides long. NCBI's taxonomy places the organism in Eukaryota, Viridiplantae, Streptophyta, Magnoliopsida, Brassicales, Brassicaceae. The record is from the annotation of a GenBank genome assembly.